CAUAAUAAUAAGAUCAUAUUCUUUAGCCUAAUCAAAACAAAAUAAAAUAGUCUUCAGGAUUCGUAAUCAUUACUGAAAAAAUUAGCAAAAAAUUAUUAAAAUGUGCCCCUGUUAAGAUAGCGGCUCUAGAUGACUGUAAUAAUGUCGCUACUCCAAUAAAUAGGAAGUUUUAGUUAAUUAUUGUGCAAGCCCUUUGUGAUUUUAUUUCGUUCUUUUAAUUGUGCAUUAAUGUGAUUACUACUUAUGUUUUAACUAAAUAGUGUAUGUGUGAAGAAUGAAUAUGUUCAACAUUGAAUCGUACGUCACACCAAUAUUACUGAGCUAUGUGGAUAAAUAUGUGCGAGAUUUCAAACCAGCCGAUGCUCAGGUUACACUCUGGGCCGGUGGCGUCACAUUGCACAACCUGGUGCUCAAAGCAGAUGUGUUGCAGCGAGAGGUGGCACUGCCAUUCACAUUGGUGUCCGGCAGAAUACAUGAACUACUCAUACAAGUGCCAUGGACCAAGAUCAUGUCUGAACCCAUUGUUGUCACUAUUAAUACCAUAGAAUGCAUCCUUAGUUUAAAUCCGCCAGCUGAUGAAGUCCCGCCGGAGGAGACUUAUAGUGGCAGAACGCAAGUAGUAGAAGCCCCACCCGGGUACAUGCAAGCGCUAGUGCGGCGCAUAGUGAGCAACAUAGCCGUGCGCGUCCACUCGCUCAUAGUGAAAUACGUGCACGAUGACAUCGUUCUCUCCCUAAACGUUAAACACCUCGCAGUCGACAGUGUCGGCCCGAAUUGGGAACCGACUUUCGCUGAUAUAGAUCAAAAUCAUCCAGCUAUCAGAAGGCUGGUGCGCUUGGAUGACCUCACGUUAUGUCUGGAUAAGAGUGACUCUGACGGCAAGAUCAGAUUCUACCAUGAGCCCCUACUGUAUCGCUGCCAACUAGACUUAAGGGUGCUGACGCGGCUGGUGUCGGCCAGCACGCGACGCGCGCGCAGCCUGAGCGUGCAGCUGGUGUCGCGGCGCCUGGCGUGGGGAGUCAACAGCGAGCAGCUGCUGUUGCUGUUGCGCUUGUUGCGCGAACGCGCCGCCCCGCCGCCCGCCACGCCGCCGCCCGCGCCCCGCUCGCCCAGCGCGCCCGCACCUAUAAAUACAUCAUCGGGUAACUCAGCGGAGCCAGCUCGUGCAGAGAGCUGGUCGGAGUGGGCGUGGUCGUGGCUUCCCACGUGGAUGGACCGCGAGGGCGUGGAGGAGGCGCCUGCGCCCGCCACUCCCAUACCGCUGGCUUUCGCUGCACAUUUUGAUCAAGUCUCUUUAGUUUUUAAGAUAAUGGAAGUAGAAGGCUCGAGUCGCAAGCGCUCUCGUGGUAUCCUGGAGCUGAUGGCUUCGGACGCGGUCAUAAAGAGUUCCGGGUGCUCGCCGACGCUCCUGCGCCUGAAGAUGGGCACGAGGAACCUCGUCCUCAGCUCCCACGGGAGAUGUGUCUGUGGGCACCUCGACAAUAAUACGAACACCGAAGAGCCAAUAAUAUACCUCGACAAGAUACAUGAUCCAAAUGAAGCACCUUGGAGUUGGGUCGACGAGGAGUUGAGCGACCAAGCCGUAGAGACCGCCGUCGCCGCAGAGGAAGAGAUGAAGGAAAUAACUGAGGAGUCAGAGUGUAUCGAACAACCGACUGUUGAGACGAAGGAAGCCACUCAAACUCAGGAGGAAGUGGAUGAGUUUUGGCAGAAGAUGGCUCCCGUAGUUUACCUCGAGUACAGCCACGAGAGGGCGCCAUCGAGUGCGUUCACUAAUCCGUACGACAACCCGCCCAGGGACUUCGAGUACAGCGACUGGGUCGAGAAGAGCUCAGCGAAGGUGACAAUACUGCCGAUGGUGCUGACCGUGUCCACCGGCCUCCUGCACCGCCUGGCCGUAGCGAGGAACGUGAUCAAAGAAGUGCCGCCCAUGACCGAACCCGAAAUUCCAAUGCGGACCCUUACAGUGGAGGAAUGUGAGUCUCUGUCGGAGAACUUGCCUCAAAGGCACACAAACGUGGAGAUAACGGGCUUGCGGGUGCGACUGCUGCCCUCGGACCAUGUGGAGAGGCCGGUCAAACCGCCGCUCGCAUUGGAUGUACUACUGCCCAAGGCGACCGUACUGAUCACCGGGCCUUUGUAUCCUCACAGAGUGUGCUCAGCAGCAUGUCAGAUCCCCGAAGACUCUGGGCCGCUAUGGCAAGGCGCGCGUGUCCACGUGACGGCGUACGUCACGUCACUACAAGCCGGCAUCUGUUCGCCGGAAGACGAAACCCCCAGACCGUGCGCCAGAGCGGACGUCAAGCUGGUCACACACACUCUGCUGAAUAGACCCUUUUUCAGUCGCAGAGAAAAUGUGCUGUUUAACUACACUGUCAAAAUACGUGAAGCAAGUAUGUGCGGUUCAUCAGCUCGCCUGCAGGCGGCGUGGCAAGUGGCUGCGUCGGUUUUAAACGAAAAGCUGUCCACCCCCCUACGCUAUACCACGCUGGCAAAAGACGCUCUUAAAGACGAAGAAUUAGUGGCAGUGGAUGUAACGUUGGAAGACUUGUCGGUGCGCGGUUUCGUGACCAAGAAUACCAACACGCAUUUCGUCACAUUGCAUUCUGCGCGAGCGACCGCCUUCCAUUCACCGACUGACGGCGAGGUCAAACAAGCGUGGCUGUUUUCUGGACCAGAAUCCCCAACAGCGACUCCAUACUUCCGCGCCGCCUUCCAGUGGUGUAAAGAUCCUCUCCCAUCUAUGAUCGAGUAUAUGAGGUUGUUGGUUGAGCCCACAGCGAUCAGCUUGGACCCGUUGCUGGUGGCUUGGCUAGGGUACCGGAGCCGACUGAAGUCCCCUACUGACAUACAGCCUCAGAUGUCCAGCGUGAAAACAUCAUCGUCCCAGUAUUUGUUACGUCGAAGAGCGACACCUCCUUCUUCGAGCGGACGCGGAGCCAGUCGCUCGGGGUCGGGUGCGGAGUUGGUGCACGUCAGACCGCGAAGCGUGGAGUCGGGCAGCGAACGCAGCGAAAAGAGAGACGCAAAGCCGUCAAUGGAAACGCCCAACAUCGCGGAAUCCUGGCUGAGCGGCGACAAGCUGCUCAAGCUGCACGAGCGGCUGAACAGACUCCUGCUGUCGGUGGAGAUCGGGCUGGUACAAGUGUACGCGGCCUCCGCCACGGUGUCUGCGCUGGACUGCGCUACCGUACGCGACGCGAUGGAGCGUCACGCCGCCGCAGAGCGACCAGUGCUCGUACUAAGCUUGGGCCGGCUGUCGCUGUACUCCAACUCACAGGCCAAGUAUCUCUGGCAAGUCAUCCGCAACGACCAGCCGACGUACUUCAGGCCGCAGCGUGAUCAAAACGUGAUUGAAGAUUCGUUUCCCUGGAAAACUCGUUUGGCGGACAUGUCCUGUUAUAUCCUGGAAUUGAAAACUGGGUCUGGCAGAGAGAAAACCGAGUCCGGACUGAAAUCGCAGUUGAAGACGUCCCGAGUGGUCCUGCCCCGACCAGUGCUAGACAUGGUCACCACUACGGUAACCUUGACGGUCGUCACGAAGUGCUUGCAAAUCAAGAACGUCAAGAAAACUGAAACCAAAGUCAAACACAGUGAACAUUCCCGAGACGAAGAUAAAACUAAAUACUUCACAACUGGAGUCGACUUCAAGCCUUCUUCCCUGAAGGAGUUCAUUCGAGGACCUGUCAGACGAAAAAAGGCCAGUCCUGAGCCCGAGGAAAAGCCGCCCGAACCGCCGGCGUUCCAAAUGACGAUAACAAGUGGUCCUGUGAUUUCUUUGGGCGUCAACUUACAUGCCGACACACCGCCUGUUAUUGUGAAACUGGACCAGGACCAGGUACAAACUGUGGGCGCGGCAAUACACGGUCUCGUUCAUAUAAUGAAGUUGCUACAGCGCGCUCCCGUGUCUCCAAAGCCAGGAUAUUCCUCCAUUGCAAGCCAUAGGAAUCUUGCGGCGUCGGUGUCGGAUAUGGACGCGAGACAGAGUUUGUCGGAGGAGACGGCAAGCGAGAACCGCUCCGAACAACUCAUCAGUAUAUAUGAGUCUUACCGUGACACUGCUGUGGAUACAAAACUGAAGACGUUUUUCUGGUUCCAAUGGGUGGUCAGCCAUGCGAAAUUGGUGAUCGUCAUGCCCCAAGUGAAGCUCGCGUUCGACGUAGACGACAUCAUCAGCACGGUUGACCUGCAGAACCAUUACAACCAGGUGAAGGUCAAAGUGGCAUCGGCGUCUGUGAAACAUUACAACCGUAGUGGAAGUGAAGAGUGGACGCCUGGUGUAUUGGACGGACGCGUCCUCGAAGUGCGGGAGCCGGCUAACGCCAAAGAAGAGAAUAACUUCCUUGCUGUCACUGUAACACAAGCACGGAUUUCCAACUUACCCAUGAGUUGGAAAGAAGAACUUCAUCCAAAACUGCUGGAACAAAAUGCGAAUAUAGACACCAUGUGGGAAGUAUACGCGACCCUGGCCCCCUUGGAAAUGGUGCUGCAGCCGGGCCUGUUGGAGCAAGUGUCGUGCUGGCUGCACGAGCUGUCGCCUAAGCACUACUGCCCCAUUACACAUGAGGAACAAAACCCAAGCGAGUGGCAGUGGCCGUUUUGCUACGUGAACGCGGGUGGCUUAAGGCUGCUGCUUACUAACGGGGAAGAAAACAAGGAUGUUGUGGAGGACACCAUCAUGUUUAUCAUUGGCAAAGUCACCAUCAACCCCCACCCGGAGAACCCAAUUUGCAGACAGUCCGUCAACGGAGCAACAGACGCGUGGAACAGCUCGGGGCCGAUGCUGGAAGGUCGCCAGUACGAAGUGCUCUUAAACAACCUCGCCGUUCGCACCGCACAGUUCAGUCAACUUGUUAAUGAGGAGGCAACUGAAUCUGAAAUGUUAAAGGGCACGGGAGGCGAAAAUCCAGCUCUCAAAUGGAGUCAACCAGUUGUUGCUCCGAUCAUAACUCCUGUGGUGCAUUCUGUGGACGUGUGCUGUAUCCUGGCGCCGGCGAUAUACAGCGGCGGCGCGGUCGCGUGCGGGCCGGCUGUGGAACUGAAUCUACUGACCGAUUGCUCCAUAGAACUGGGCAUAGAGCGGCUGGAAUUAGUACGAACACUAUUCACAGGGCUCACGCACGCGUCUCGAAAAAGGUCCUUUAGCGCAUACAUUAUAGGCGAUGAGAGCACAUGCCCAUAUGCACCGUUCCUCUCGAACCAGGAGGUAUUGGAUUCCUUGCACACUGACAGCGAAGCGGCCCCUUCAGAAGAAGUCACAAAGAGCGCUAUGGAAGCGAGCCGCAGUAUGGUUUUCGACUCUGGUUUCGAGACGGCCACAUCUCAGUCUACGUACAAACUACACCGCGAGUCCAGCGGCGCACCCAAAAAAUCGGUGUCCAUUGCUUGCUUUGAUCACACAGCGAAACCAUCAGACUUUUUGGAGAUUUUCGUGACAAUGGGGGCGAUUGAUCUUUCGCUUUACGCGGGGGAUGAUGGGUCUCCCGAAGUUACGGCCUUGCGACCGCCGCCCGGUGUGUAUAGACCACCUGACACGGAUCAGCCUACGGGGUUAAAGGUGAAAAUAGAAGAAACAAAGGAUACAAAAGCAGAUAAGAGCCGAGAUGACGGAAAAGACUCCAUGAGCGCGAGCAGGAGUCUCACUGAAAACAUCAGAAAUGCGGACAUUGGCAAAACCAAGCUAGAAGUGUACACCCUGCCAUACGCAAGAAAAACGGAAGGGAAUAUACCGCUCAUCCACGUCACACUGCAUCAGCCCAACUUAUAUUACUGGAAAAAGAAGAAGCAAAAAACCUUGCAGGUGUCCCUAUUUAACGCAUGGAUCGGUCUCGGAGUGGGCCCGGAGGACGGCCAGUGGAACGCGCCUCUGCUGAGCACCGCGCGGGGCUCCCCCGACCCCGUCACGGACAUCCCGCCCGCACUCGCCACUCUGCGCGUGGAUCUAUCUUCCGGUGGGUACGUACCAGUGAUCAGCGCAAGCGGUCGCGGCGCGGUACAACUGGACAUAGAAAGGCCGAUCCUUUUAGAAGUGUGCACCGAUAGAAUGCGACGAAUCAAAGGCAUCAAGACUUUGAUUGAAAAGAGUUCUACGAUUAAACGCCGUCUGGUUGAAAAUACCAAUCAGAUUCCUCUGCUGUACAAAGUUAGGCACUAUUUGGUGUCUCACCAAAUCGAGAGUGUAACGGUUCAGACGGGCCAAAUAGGCUUGCGAGGGUCAGAAGGAGCUAUCGGUUGGAGCGCCAUGAGGUUGCAGACGGCGGCUGGGAGUAGGCCCGAGCGGCUCAGUUGCCGGGGCCUGGUUACCGCCUUCCUACUGUCUGCGGGGCCUGAGACUGACCGCCGGCAUGUGGUGGUACAACCUUUGAUGGCAGGAGCUCUAUUGGACGCAACUUGGGACGCUUGGCGCAAGGCAGAGGGAGGACCAGGAGCGUUCAACCCAACUAUUCGAGUGGGCAUUGAUGUAGACAGAAUUACUUUGGACCUUCGACCUUCCGAUAUCGCUAUUGUGGUCAGGAUACGCGACGCUCUCCGAAGUACUAUGGAAUGGACUGAGAGCCCCCCAACUCCCGAGUCGUCGUCGAGUGCUUCAGAACCAACUAACGAAAUGCCGGGUGUAUCGGUCGGUUCGUCGCUCUUCACCGAACAGUCCAACACCGACAUCAAUGACACCAACAAUCACUUUUAUAAGGAUGAUUUGAGGAGUGGUGCCUUCAAAAUCGUGUCCGGAGGUCAACUACCAAUGGCAUAUCAAGUGACCCUGUACGGGAAUACGGUUGCUUGGCGCUACCCCCAUCCACGGGCUAUCACUCGUCUUGUUGCUUUCCCAAUACCGGACCAUGAUGAAGAAGUGGAAUGUGCGUUAGAGCUAUACUGCCCGAUGCUGACGCGAUGGGAGCCGCACACCUACUUCAAGCUGCCCGUGGCUGAGCCCCGAGAAAUGCACCUCAGCCCUGCAACGCCUGAUGCCGUAUUCGCUCUGAUGUGGCGCGUGCGGGCCUGCUCCGACAUAGAACAGGACAAAGCUAACCAACCUUUCGAAUUCGACGCUAAGAAGUUCAUGCCGAGACAGGACCCUUUAUCCUCAGAGCCAGGCUUAGCCAGCGACUACUACAAGAAGACCUGUGCGGUAACAGCGGAGCAGCUGUCGGGCGUUUUGCGCGUGGACUCUUACUUUGCGCCGCGACAUAUGCCUCGAGCGCGAAUCGCCCUGCGCCUCACUGCGUUGGAACUACAUGCGCACAAUGAACUCCUAGUACUGCCCAAACAAGCCAAGGCGUUAGAAGGCUACUACGUGUCGAGGCCACUCAUGCGCAGUCACCGGAUACUCUCCGUCAGAGUGAGGAAUGCCGCAGCGCACGCAGUCUUCGGCGCUUCCUCAAGAUUACUUCUGGAUACCUAUCUAUCAAGUGAUAUCCUGGACAGCGCAACCGGUACGAUGGAGCAGCUUGUACAAGAGUUUCGUGUGCAAGGCACGGUGUCCUUGAACAAUGAGAAGAAGUUGCGGUUGCGAGCGGGCGAUGUACGCGUUGCUUUGCACGUUCCCAGAGUUUGUACGCUGCGAGCGCUUGCCACCGACUGGAUCGAUGUUUAUAAAGCCGCCUUAAAAAAGUAUGUAAUCAAGAAAGAGAGCGAAAAACUAGCCGUAGAAGCUUUGGAAGGGCGUGUGUCGUUGUGGGUUCACAACAGCUGUUCCGCGGCCUUGCGGAUCGGACAAGAGGGGACGGACGAAUUGGUUCCUUUGAGUGCUGGAGCGUCACUUGCGUAUAGAUGGCGAUCGCCCACGGCACCAAAAAAGAUACGCUUCGCGCUCGCCAGCCCUUCUGCUGAUUGGCGCUGGUCUAACAGUAUAGCAUUCUCUGCUGGUACCUGUCGGGUUAGACUCGAAGAGGGCGAUGUCAGCAAUGAGGUGAAGAGGAUGGGCGGAGUGUAUCUGUACGUCGUCGUCAAAGACGUCGGUUCCAGGCGAGACAUGUUCCUCUCCGGCCGACUUACGCUGGCCAACAUGUUGCGGCACAACUUACUGUAUAAGGUCCGAGCAAGGUGUUCGGAGAAAAACGCGUGGCAAGCUGUCAGUUCGGGCGAGUUGCAUGCUGAGAGUAUUGGCUUGAGUGUCCUCUGCAACUCCGAGUGCGAGACUGUCCUCAAGGUUAAAUUUACUGCACAAGAAAUUGGUUGGUCGGGUGACAUACCGUUAAAAGAAUGUCGGAAAGAAAACAUGCCGUGGCUCGUAAAAGUACCCAGUGGAGGCGAAAUAUCGUACACAUCGGUUUGGUGCCGCGUGGUACGCGGACGCAACGACUCCCGCGUGGCGGCUGCAAUCUGGCCGUUCUACAUACUUCGCUCCCACUUGCCGCUUGACGCUGACGUCAUGAUCUCAUCUGAAACGGGUGCAGCGACGGUUCAAGGCGUGUCAACGCAGACCGACGACAAAGUGCCGCCGCUCGUGCAGACGGCGCCCGGUCGCGGCUCUACUACGCACCUCAUCGCGCCGGGCACCACUGCCGCCACUCACGCUCUUACAUUCCAAUACAGAAAUAUCGAGUGCCCUGUGACCCGCGAGGCAGUACCCCUCCACUACGGGGUGACAGAUACGUCCGUGUUCGAGAAACCAACGCCUGUCAACAAUAUUGAAGAUAUAGUCGAAUCUAUUAAACAAUGGUUGGAUCGUUCCGGUCGCGACGUGCAUCCGGGUUGGCCGUACUCCAUAGUAACGAGUCAUUGGCCCGGCACGUGGCAACCGGCGUUGCUGCAGCCGCGGUGCGAUGUCACUGUACGUUACCAAGCGGUCCGCGUGGGCGGCGGGUGUUCGCUCGAGCUACAGCUGUGCCCCGUGGUUUUGCUCGCGAACGCCUCCCCUGUCGCUCUGACUCUGCGGGCCCAUGAUGCUGCGCCGCUGUGCAGACUGGAGCCCGGUGUUGGAUUGUCGCCGCCAUCCGCUAUCUUACAAAAACCCUUCUUCCUGUCGGUGGAGAUGGGUCGUGAGACCUUCGUGAGCGGUCAGCUGCAAGUGUGCAAACAGGAGCCCGGGCGAUACGGCAAGCCAGGCCCGGGACACGUCGCGUUGGACCGAGCGGCCAACUUCGCCAUACACUGCAACCAAAAGGUGGCGCUACUAACGAUGUGCUAUGAAGUAAAAGAAGAUAUCAACAUACUUGGCAUCACGUCCACGUACAUUCUUAUCAACAGGCUACCUACUCCUAUUCUGGUAUCUGCGAUGGCGGUCCCCAAUCAGUUGGACAAGAAUUCCGUUUUACGCCCGAACAUGUUCAAAAUCGUAGAGCCAACUAAAGAAGGAAGUCUUCAAGGCACUCCGCUUUGUCGGUUCUGGAUGCGUGGUCGCUGGCGUGGCGGGGACGCAGACGAGCUUCGGACUUAUCUGUGCCUCGCGCUUCCUUCCAACUCGUACCCCUCCACCUCCCCUGUGCCUGUGCGGCUGGGGACGCCGCCUGCGAGGAGAGCCAUCGCGCUGAGACAUGAGGAAGGCCAUUCCGUGGCAGUGGUGGUGACUCAAGUGCGCCACGAGUCGCGCCUGGUGGUGACGGUGGCGGUGGACCCGUGCCCGCAGUUCGUGGUGCGCAACCGCACCUCCAACGCGCUCGCAGUGGCCCAGCCCCGCACCGAGGACCCCGCUUCCCAUAACCAGCCGGUGCGAGAGUGUAGCGGCGUGACUUGGUGGUGCGAGGUGGAGGCGGGUGGCACUACUCACUACUCCACUCCUGCGCACUGCGCGCGCUAUCCCCCCUCGCAGCAACCGGCGCGCCCGUCCAUACCCUUCCUCACCGUUGGACACUAUAAAAGCGACGUGAACUACGACUGGUCGCAGCCGGUCGCGAUAGCGGACGGGGAGCAUCUGCUGCAGAUGUCGGGCGGCGUGACCAUCAAAGUGCGUGUGCGCACGCAUCCCCACUCCACGCUCGUCGAGCUACAGGAUGUUGACCAACACGAUAUAUCAGCAAGUGAUAUAAGACGGAGAUUGCUCGGUGCUUUUUCAAAUGAAUCAGUAUCAUUUCAAGAAGAGGUUAUAUUGUCGACCGUGAAAAAUAAGGUGCAUCGAGUGAGUGCAUAUGAAAAUCUUAUGGAGGGAUCGACGACAGCAGGCAUAGAAACCGAAGAAGCAACAAUACUGUCUCCCGACGCACAACUCGAUGCGUUGUCAGCUUCACAAGUUCUACAAGAUGAUCGACAAAGUCCAGAAUAUGGAUGGGGUGGAAACCCGGUGGUAAUGACUGCUACAGACGUGACUCUCAAAGAUUCCUCCAUGAUGAAACUUUCUACUGCCGUUCGAAACGAUAUUACAGAAUCGUAUGUGGGUGAGAAGCCAAGUAUGGUGACGGUUGCUCCUGAACAUUCCUUUGAUUAUUCCGAACCUUCACGCUUUGACAUUGAGGAAAAAGAUUGGUCAGGUGGCAGUGAAAUAUGGCGGGAAAUAGAGCGGGUCAGAUGUGUGGUCGGCAGCAUCGCGGUGACGGUUGGUGCCUCAGCGGAUGUGCUGCCUUUGCUGGCGGUGCAUCUCCAGCGAGCCGGCAUACGGGUGCGAUCCGACUCCAGAAGGCUGCGCACGACAAUUUCGAUAGCCGACGUUCAAAUCGACAACGCUCAAUACGAAACGGAACAGUACGACUUUGCGGUGGUGGCCGCGACCCGCGCGGACGUGCAAGACGCGGAAAGAUGGCCGCCGCUGUGGGGCAUGUUUAACGAGGAGUUCGCCACGAAGUCUGCAGACGCCAGGCUAUUGUUGCAAACCUGUCAUGACAAAUGGACAGUGGCCAGUUGCAGUUAUCAAGAAUUAACCGAAGUGGAACUUCGCCUGGGGCCUCUCGGUCUAUACGUAGAGGACGCAUACGUGGGAGCUGCAGUGGAGCUGUUCCACCUGGCUGCACCUGCCAUCAUCCCGUCUUCAGAACUGGUCGCCAUCGCUGAGUCCAGGACCUUGCAGUGCCCGCUGAGAAUGAGGAAGCUACACCUCCAUCCCUUGGAUUUGACCCUAACACUACACACAGCGGUCCGGAUGUACAUAGCGUUGGACGAGUGUUCGCUGCGGCUGAGCGCGUUCCAGCUGCAGGACGUGAUGACUUCGUCGGGAAGGCUGACUCACGCGCUAACAGUACAUUAUCUUUCCGCCGCAAUUCUUGGCGCAGGGUGGGUAGUAGGUGGUCUAGAGUUGCUCGGAGCUCCUGGCGCGCUAGCGGCGCGGGUGGGGAACGCGGUGGGAGGGGUUCGCGGCGUGGCUUCGGCCGCGGCCGGUGCCUUGCUGCGCUCCCUGAGCUCGGCCGCAGGCUCGCUCGCACGUAACUUGGACCUGCUGGCCGGUGACGACGACCACGCGAGAAGAGCUGCAGCUGCAAGGAGGCGGGCGCCCUCUAGUCUGAUGGCAGGCCUCGUGGCAGGCAUCACAAACUUUGCCAUCAACAUACUUGGUGCGGUGGGCGGCCUCGCCCAUCACCCGCUGGUGGGCGUGGCGGUGGGCGAGAGUGGGGGCGGCGCGGCGGCGCUGCGCAGAGGCCUCGUGGGCGCCAUCGCCAAGCCACUCAGCGCCACGGCGGACCUAGUGGCGUAUGCUGGGCAUGGCCUUCUCACGCAGACUGGCUGGAACCCUGUGCCGCAGCCGCGGCUAGACGGCGUCCGCUUGGCGACGGAGCCAGUCCGCGGCGGCUGGCGGCGCGACUGCGUGCGCUGGAGCUUCCGCCUCGCUGAGCUCACUGCGCUCGCGGGCGAAGACGCACUACUGAACGACGCGCAGCUGCAUCUGCUUGUGACUCACAAGUUUCUCGUGGUAGCGGACCCAGAAUCGGAAAGAAUUGUAGAAAUGAUUGAUUUCAAGUCUUGCACACUCAGCCCUUAUCAAGGACAAGUUAUUGAGCUACACGUAUUGCAGAAAAAGGCUACCAAAACAUCCGAAUCGCGCCUUCCCGUCGAUGAAGACAAUGAAUAUCAGAUAAGUGCGGCAGCGAUGGCCCGCGUGGCGCGGUACACGGGUGCAGAAGGCUACGUCACGAGCGAAGCGCGCGUGCUUUCUCUUCUUCCGCCGCCGGGACGCUCCAGCGCGCUGUACGCGGCGCUCGCGGCCGCUCUGCAACACAACAGCGACUCCCACUUCCCGCUCUUGUAAACUAACAAGCAAACUUCGUUUGGGAAAAUUUAUUUCUCUGUAUAUUGCAGAAUUAUAUAAAAAUUGAAACAUUUUGUAUUAUUUUUUAGAUAUAUUAGAGUGGGAAGAUCUGAUUGUCGAAGUGGCAACUCCUGGAGGCGCGUGGGGCGAUUUAAAGUGCCAAUGCCAAUAUAAUAUAAUAAACUAGUGCCCACCACUUCGUCCCUAUUCCCUUUUUAUACCCCCUUUAGGGGUUGAAUUUUUAUAAUAAUCAUCUGCAUGACAAAUUUUAGCUCGAUCCGUCCUAUGGUUUGAGAUGUGCAUUGAUAGAGCAGCCAGUCAGAGUUAGUUAGUCAGCUCUUCCUUUAUAGAAUAAACAAUGUUUAUGGUUUUAAUUCACAAGAUAUAAAAUGUUAAUUAUUUUGAUUUGAUUUAAAAUGAAAUUGAAAAUAAAAACACUGUUAUUAUUUUCAUAGUUUUAAGUUUCACUUCUGUCGGAUUUCCCCACUGACUGCCCCUUUUUUUUAAAUCUAUUUAUCUAUAUACAUCGAUUUUAUCGCACAUCUGUGCCAUCCUAGGUCAAAAUCCUUAUUGUACAUAAAAUAUUUUUUUAUUAAUAAUUAUUAUUAUUAGUAUUGUAAUGAAUAAUGUAUAAGAUAUGGAAUUGAAUUAAUUGUUGAAUGAUAUAUUUUUAUCUGUGUUAAUUAUUAUAUUCUAAUAUUUGACUCUGCUGAUGUGUUGCCAAAUUUAAUAUGUUUAGAAAUCGGAUUAAUUAUUAUGACUAUGAAUAUAACUCUUUUUAACAAUUUUAUAUUAUACAUUUUUUUAUGAAUUUUAAUAUGUGAUUUAAAACACGUAGAAACAAAAACUAUUGAAUUGGUGAUAACCUAUUUUACUUCCACAAGAAAGAGACGCAUUAUUAUUACAAUCACUAGAUAUAAGGUACAGUUAUAAGUAGUUUUUGAUGUUUACAUUCAAUUUUAAAAUACAGUCAACAAUUACAAUUUUAAAAUACAGACUGUAAUCAAGCAUUCCGCUAUCAUAGAGGUAUUUAACGCAGUAAUGGUAGUCAAUGAUUUUUUUAUUAUUUAUUUAUCCUUUUUUAUCUGCGUUGUGUGAAAGUCUAACUUUUCUUGCAUACUUACAUAAAUCUAUCAUUCAUCAAACAGCCUUAAGCAUCAUCCAAACCUGUGUGCCUCGUAUGAUUAUAUCGAUCGCGAACGUACAGAUACAUUCCACGUUCAUGACGCGUAGGUGUGGCUGCAGAUUUAUUUCACGUGAGAGUAAAUGGAUGUUAAAAUUGUCAAAUUGCUCAUUAGAUUGCGAUAAAUGAUGUACGUACUGUCGGAUUUGUUUUAACGGUCCGAGUGACGUCAUCACUAUUUGCAUAUGGCAGACAACAAUACUAUGGUGCAUAGAACAAUAUAGAAGUCAUUGCUUAGUAAAAACACUUUUAUUUAAACUCGGUAAAAUAAUGUGGUUUGUCUAGAGUUCUAUAUUGAUUUUGACAUUAUUUCAAACUAGAGGAUGCCCGCGGCUUCGCCCGC
This is a messenger RNA of Maniola jurtina (meadow brown), 13635 nucleotides long. RefSeq names its product vacuolar protein sorting-associated protein 13B (gene Vps13B). The transcript is spliced from 88 exons. The coding region runs from base 275 to 12109 and encodes 3944 amino acids. Lineage: Eukaryota; Metazoa; Arthropoda; Insecta; Lepidoptera; Nymphalidae. The record is from RefSeq and is a predicted model, not a curated record.